UAUGGUAUUUAUUUUGUUUUUGCAACAGGUUUUGACUGCUGGGCAUUUGACAUUUGCUGCACGUUAUAAAGUUCAUUGCAACCACGUUUAUUUUCAAUUUUAGUAAAAAUUGAAAGUUUCCUUGCAAUUUAUAUGAUAAAAUGGGCAAAAAGAAUAAAGAAACACUCGGUCGUGCGCUUAUUAAGGACAGAUAUGCCAAAAAUCGACAUCGCCGUCAUGUUGAAGAUAAUACCAUGCUCCAUACGACGGAGGUAAACGAUGGCUAUGACUGGGGUCGUCUCAAUCUGCAAUCAGUCACAGCAGAGUCUUCCCUGCAAGAGUUCUUGUCAACCGCGGAGUUAGCUAAUCGGGAGUUUAUUGCUGAGAAAUUAAAUGUUAAAUAUGUCAUGUCUGUGCCAUCCCCUGUUGAAAUAGCUACAUCACAACCAGAUUUUGACGAGCCACUUACAGUUCCUAGAAGACCUCCAUGGAAGCUUGGUGUGACAGCAGAGGAACAGUUAACAAAAGAAAGAGACUCAUUUCUCGACUGGAGGCGACAUUUAAAUGACCUACAAACAAAACUGGGUGCGGCGGUUACACCAUAUGAAAGAAACUUGGAGCUUUGGAAGCAGCUAUGGAGAACUUUGGAGAAAUCAGAUAUAGUUUUAAUUCUAUUGGAUGCAAGAAAUCCUCUAUUGUUAAGAUGUGAAGAUCUAGAAAAGUAUGCAGCUGAACAAAAAUGUAAAUGUAUUUUAUUAUUGAAUAAAGCAGAUUUAACAACAGAGUAUGUGAGGAAGUGUUGGGCUGAAUAUUUUACUAAAGAGAACAUUCCAAUAAUAUUUUUUUCCGCUGCAAAAAGCACAAAAGAAAGAAAAAUAUCCGAAGAGAGUAAAGAGGCUGAACUAAAUGAUGAUUCAGAAACUGAGUCAAUAGAUUCUGAAGACGAAGGUGAUGAUGAAAACCCCAAUGCAUUGAAUGAGGCACAAGACGACAUAGAACUAUUUAAAAGACAAAUAGAAGAUCUAGAUAAAGCAGUAAAUAACACAGCUAAUAGAAUAGAUUCUAUACAAGAAGCCUUAGACGAGGUUUUAGAAAAUCUAAGACUAGGUAAACCUAUAGAACCCUUUCGAAGUAUUGAAUCUACAACUAACGAAGAAACACAUUUGACAGAAAAUUCAAACACAAAUGAUGUACCACGGUGUAGCACGGAAGAUGUAAAUGAAGAUGUUGAAAAUGAUACAAAUUCAUAUGAAAUAUUCGAUAGAGACAGAUUACUGCAAGUAUUAAAAAAACAAAAGCUUAAUAAAUUGAAAAAUCCACCAAGACUUACCGUUGGUAUGAUUGGAUACCCAAAUGUGGGAAAAUCAAGCUCUGUAAAUGUUUUAAUGCAGUCUAAAAAGGUUAGUGUCAGCUCAAUGCCUGGUCAUACAAGACACAUACAGUCAUUGAUAUUGGAUGAUAGUAUAGAAUUACUGGAUUGUCCUGGAUUAGUGUUGCCAGCAUAUGCUGUGGCUCCAGAUCUCUUGUUGACGGCUGUGUUGCCAAUUGAUCAGAUGCGGUCCCACGACGCGGCGAUGGCCCGGCUGUGUGAGUUGGUGGGCAGACAUACCUUCCAGCAGAAAUAUGGCCUACUGUUGCCGGAGUACGAGGGCAGUGAACAUGAGUACAAGAAGAUAUUGACGGCACACGCCUUCAACCGAGGCUUCAUGACGGCUGCCGGUCAGCCAGACGUGUCGAGAUCGGCCCGACUAUUCCUAAAAGAUGCAGCAAGCGGUCGUCUACAUUGGGAACAAUUACCCCCUGGAUAUGACCCAGCGCCUAUUGACAGUUUAGUUCAAGAAAAGAAAAAUGAAACCAGAAAACCCACCCCCAGGGAAGCAAGAGCUGUGGAGGGUUGGCUGAACAAAUCGAAGGAGAUCGACAAUUCAUUUUUUGCAAUGCAGAAGAGUGGUGCCCACGUCAAAGGAAAACCUAUUUUAGGUGUCACAGCACAAGCAGACAAGCCAAUCGUUGGCAAACCCUGGAAACACGAAAAGAAACACGCAAAUAAAAACAAGAGAGAAAAAUUAAGAAGAGUAUACGCUCAUUUAGACGAACAUUGAAGACUACAGAUAAAAUCAUAAUUGCUAAUUACAAAUUUAAAAUAUUAUGUGGUGUCAUGGGACACCAGUAGGAACGAAGUUCCUUCGGAUAGUAGAGAA
Melitaea cinxia (Glanville fritillary) is the source of this 2180-nucleotide messenger RNA. It is a transcript of the gene Ns3, whose product is annotated as large subunit GTPase 1 homolog. Gene Ontology annotation, biological process: ribosomal subunit export from nucleus. The record is from RefSeq and is a predicted model, not a curated record. The transcript is spliced from 10 exons. NCBI's taxonomy places the organism in Eukaryota, Metazoa, Arthropoda, Insecta, Lepidoptera, Nymphalidae. Gene Ontology annotation, cellular component: cytosol. Bases 141 to 2081 code for a protein of 646 amino acids. Gene Ontology annotation, molecular function: GTPase activity; GTP binding.